AAAGCAUUUUGCAGUUGUAUUUGUGGCACCAUUUAUGAGCACGUGUAUUGAGUAUAAUUACUUAUAGUUUUAAGCACAAUGUCCAUUCAAGAAAGAGUUUUAAUGAAAAAAAUUAAAAAACGAGAAAAACAAAAAUUAAAACUUAUUCAAAAUAAGGAAGCUGAAAAUAAUAAAGAUGUUUCAAAAAUUGAUGAGAACGUUGAAGUAGGAAAAGGUGUUAAGCGAGUGCUAGAUAAUGAAGAAGGACCCAUUAAAAAGAAAAAGAAAAAAAAUAAGAAGAAACAACGAAAGAAUACUGAGGGAGAAGAGAUAAGAACAAAUCCAAGCGACACGGAAUUUGAAAAUGUAAGUGAAGGAGAAAUUGAAGGAUCUGAACAUACGGAGGAAAAUGAAAAUAAAUCAGAUUUAGAUUGCAAAUUACCCGGCUCAAGUUCAACAUUAGAAAUUCUAAGUAACAGUUCAUUUAUGUCUUUGAAAGACAAAGUAUGUGAAAAUACAUUAAAGGCUAUAGCUGACAUGGGUUUCACCACUUUGACUGAAAUUCAAGCAAGAUCUAUCCCUCCCCUUCUGGAAGGAAGAGAUUUGGUUGGAGCUGCCAAAACAGGAUCAGGAAAAACUCUUGCAUUUCUCAUACCAGCAGUUGAAUUAAUUUAUAAAUUGAAAUUUAUGCCUAGAAAUGGUACUGGUGUAAUCAUCAUAUCUCCAACAAGAGAAUUGUCUAUGCAGACCUUUGGAGUUUUGAAAGAAUUAAUGAAAUAUCACCAUCAUACUUAUGGAUUAGUAAUGGGAGGCACUGCUAGGCAAACAGAGGCCCAAAAAUUGUCUAAGGGUAUUAAUAUCCUUGUGGCAACACCUGGAAGGCUCCUAGAUCACCUGCAGAAUACUCCCGAUUUUUUGUAUAAAAAUUUACAAUGUUUAAUAAUUGAUGAGGCUGAUAGGAUAUUGGAAGUUGGAUUUGAGGAAGAAAUGAAACAGAUUAUUAAUAUUUUACCAAAAAGAAGACAAACAAUGUUAUUUAGUGCUACCCAGAAUAAAAAAACAGAUGCUUUGACAUCUUUAGCUUUAAAAAAAGAGCCUGUUCAUAUUGAUGUGGAUGAUACAAAAACAGAAGCAACUGUAUCUGGACUUGAACAAGGUUACGUGGUGUGUCCUUCUGAUAAACGGCAUUUGGUGCUAUUUACAUUCUUGAAGAAGAAUAGAAAAAAGAAGAUUAUGGUAUUCUUCAGUUCUUGUAUGUCGGUUAAAUACCAUCAUGAGUUAUUUAAUUAUAUUGAUCUACCGGUUAUGUGUAUUCAUGGCAAACAAAAACAGACAAAACGCACUACAACAUUCUUCCAAUUUUGUAAUGCAGAAACUGGUACAUUAUUAUGUACUGAUGUUGCCGCUAGAGGCUUAGACAUACCAGCCGUUGAUUGGAUUGUGCAAUUCGAUCCUCCAGAUGACCCAAAAGAAUAUAUUCAUAGAGUUGGAAGGACAGCUAGAGGAGAAGGAAGCAGUGGUCAUGCAUUAUUAAUUUUAAGACCCGAAGAAUUAGGUUUUCUGAGAUAUCUUAAACAGGCAAAAGUACCAUUGAAUGAAUUCGAGUUCAGUUGGAGUAAAAUUGCAGAUAUUCAGCAACAGCUCGAAAAUUUAAUUGGCAAAAAUUACUUCUUGAAUAUGUCUGCCAAGGAAGCUUUCAAAGCAUACGUUCGAGCGUACGACUCCCAUCAUCUCAAAACCAUUUUCGACAUCAGUACGUUGGACUUAGCAAAAGUGGCCUAUUCCUUUGGCUUUAGAGUACCUCCUGCUGUAGAUUUGAAAGUUUCAUCUAAGAAGCAGGAACGACCAGAGAAAAAACGUAAAGGAGGUGGAGGAUUUGGUUUUUAUAAGAAUAUGAAUUCCAUGGAUUCCAAGAAUUUUAAGAAAAACACAGUUUAUAGGCAACCUAAGUCUAAAAAUGAAUCCAAAAGAAGGCAGUUUAGUAGAUAAAAUUAUUCUUAAUUCAUCCAUUUUAUAUAUUAGAAGUAAUAUAAAUUUUAAUUAUACACA
Diorhabda carinulata is the source of this 2028-nucleotide messenger RNA. It is a transcript of the gene pit, whose product is annotated as probable ATP-dependent RNA helicase pitchoune. The transcript is spliced from 8 exons. The record is from RefSeq and is a predicted model, not a curated record. Gene Ontology annotation, biological process: maturation of LSU-rRNA from tricistronic rRNA transcript (SSU-rRNA, 5.8S rRNA, LSU-rRNA). NCBI's taxonomy places the organism in Eukaryota, Metazoa, Arthropoda, Insecta, Coleoptera, Chrysomelidae. Gene Ontology annotation, cellular component: nucleolus. Bases 79 to 1968 code for a protein of 629 amino acids. Gene Ontology annotation, molecular function: RNA helicase activity; nucleic acid binding; ATP binding.